AUGCCAUCUUCUAAUAGGACCUUCUUCAAUCCUUCUGUCUUCACUCUAAUUGGAAUCCCAGGCCUGGAGUCAGUACAACACUUGAUUGGGAUCCCUUUCUUCAUUUCCUUUACUCUGGCAGUGAUUGGCAAUAGCCUUCUUAUCGUCAUUAUCCGUGCUGAGCGUAGCCUCCAUGAGCCUAUGUACAUUUUUUUGGCUGUAUUGGCAGCUACUGACCUGGGACUUACUCUAUGCAUCACACCAAAAAUGCUGGCCAUUUUCUGGCUAUGGAUGAGGGAAAUUGACUUUAAUUCCUGCCUGGUCCAGAUGUAUUUUACCCACACUUUCCAGUGUAUGGAAUCAGGCAUCCUCCUGGCUAUGGCAUUUGAUCGUUAUAUAGCCAUCUGUAACCCUCUAAGGCACUCAGCUAUCCUCACCAAGAAAGUACUCAUUAACAUCAUUCUAGCUGUCACCAUCCGAGCUGCCAUUAUCAUCAUCAUGUGCCCACUUCUCAUCAAGUUGAGACUAAAAGUAUUCAAGACUACAUUUAUAUCCCACUCCUACUGUGAGCAUAUGGCUAUUGUUAGACUGGCAGCUGUAAAUACAAAAGCAAAUAAGAUAUAUGGACUUUUUGUGGCUUUUUCAGUCCUGGGCUUUGAUGUAAUUUUUAUUUUCAUGUCAUACAGUCUUAUCUUCCGGGCUGUCUUUAAGUUACCCCAGAAAGAAGCCCGGCUGAAGGCAUUCAAUACCUGCACAGCCCAUAUCUUUGUUUUUCUUCAAUUUUAUAUCCUGACCUUUUUCACAUCAUUUAUACAUAGGUUUGGUUUUAAUGUUGCUCCUUAUGUCCACAUCCUCCUUUCAAACCUAUAUUUGCUUGUCCCACCCUUACUUAACCCCAUUGUCUAUGGGGUAAAAACCAAACAAAUCCGUGAAGGAAUGAUCAAAAUAUUCCAUUCCAAGGGUGCAUCAUGA
This is a messenger RNA of Monodelphis domestica (gray short-tailed opossum), 951 nucleotides long. Its product is annotated as olfactory receptor 52A5-like. The record is from RefSeq and is a predicted model, not a curated record. Gene Ontology annotation, cellular component: plasma membrane. Gene Ontology annotation, biological process: G protein-coupled receptor signaling pathway. Lineage: Eukaryota; Metazoa; Chordata; Mammalia; Didelphimorphia; Didelphidae. Gene Ontology annotation, molecular function: olfactory receptor activity; G protein-coupled receptor activity.